CAGGGAGUUCUGCCGGCUGGUCUGCUCUUCAAGCUUUGGACUCAGACAGGGGCCUCCGGCUGCCCCAGGCAGCCCAGAAUCGAAGCCCCAAGCCGGGCAGGCCCCUGCUGGGGCCCCUCACCAGACUGCAGGCCGGGCCCCUGCUCUGGGCGUCCCCCUUUCUUUUGUUCUGCGAUCCAACUUAAAAGGAAACCUGGUCCAGUGCUGGCCUCAGGCCCAGGACAUCUCUGCGACAGAGCCACCUUUGCCCACCGUCCUGGCCGCCUCGGAGCUGUGGCCUGGCCCCCCUGCCCCCCACCAACAUUUGGCCCGGAUGUUGAAGCCAAUGACACCAUGGUCACCAGAGGCUCAGAAAGGCUUGUCCCUCACAGGGUGACACUUUCUGGGGUGAGCAGGUGCUGGAGACUCAGGGUGACAGUUGACUUUGGGGUUCACGGUGCAGGUGAGUUCGUCUGCUGAGGGUCCCCGAUGCUGGCCUGGCUCCUGUGCUUGAAUGUCCGUGGUUCCCAGGGAGGGGCUCCCGGACACCCCAGGUGGCUCAGACUCAGCCCCGCUCGCCUCGCCUCCACAGGGGUGGAACCCGACCCCAACCCGAGGGCGGCCUCCCCAAACCCUGUCUGCCUGUCCCCCCCCAGCAGCUGCUCUUCACGGAGCGCGUGCUGGACAGGACAGGGGUCAGCAGAGGGCUCUGCCAGCCAGACAGCCACGGUCAGGAGGCCCUGCCCGACCUUGGGUCUCGCCAAGGACACCGGCCUCUGCGGUGCAUGGCUGACAGCAGCCGCCUUUGUUCUCUGGCUCCGGGUUUGUAGCCACGCAUGGCCGGGAGGCCGCGGGCCCUGUGGCGUGUCGGGAGACAGACUUCAAGGUCGACGGGGCCGCAGCUCAGGCCCUGGGUGACAGCCCAGAUCAUGGGGAGCAGGAAGUCUUUGUUUCUGAGGACAGCGAAGUGUGUGGUGAUUGACAGGUUUUCGUGGUGACCUCAGAGGGCCGUCUGGGCACGUCGAACGCUUACUUGUCGAAGGGGCGGACGGUUAACCACACGUCCGGCGUUGCUGUGCACCUCAGCCCUCGAGGGGGAUGCAUGAGGUACAGGCAGUUUCUGGGGACCCUUUCCCGGAGGUGAGCGGGUGGCCUGUCUGGAGCUGGGACCCCGCCUGCCUGGGCAGCUGCCCUUUUUGGGGUGUGAGGUGGCCCCCAGCCCAGACUGUCCCCAAGUCAGUGGCCUCACUCACUUGGCACUGAGAGGGGCGCCAGGAGGGUGAGGGUUCUGGUGUCCUGGCCUCCCUGAUGCCUGGGCCGUGCAGCAAGGGGACGCGGAGGACUCGGGAGCCUGGUGGGUGGGCCACCUGCCACCCGGGCCCCUGCUGCCCGGCUGAUGUUCCCUCCAGCCUCGGUGGGCAUGGGCGGGUUCUGGGGGGGUGUCCCUGCUGAACCAGGGAAGCAGCGAGGCUGUGGUCCCCAAGGCAGGGCACUCUCUGAGGCCCCCACCCUGUGCCUGGAGGCCUCGGCUGGAACCGGCUGGGCCCUGGGCCGUGCCGGGUGGGGCCCUGGGCACCGCCAUUCCCGGCCUCCCAGCCCCAUCACGACCUGCCUCCUCGGCUGAUUAGUGAGCACAGGGUCGAAGGUUUACCCCCAGGGCCCCCUCUCAGACUGGCUCAGGGUGGCCAUAUUCGGGCACAUGGCUGAUGCGCCUCCUGGGACGCCCAGCGGUGCACAGACUGGUCCCCAGUGAACCAGGCUUCUGCUGGGAAGAGAGAUGGGGGCCAGGAGGCCAGGCACCCCUCACUCCUCCGGCCCACUCUGCACCCCCGAGGCCUCUCCUGGCUUCUAAGAACGACUCCUUCCCUGCAGGUGAGAGAGGGUCUCGGCCCUUUUCCCUGCACAGUCCCAGGAGAAGGGUGUCGUGAAGGUCCUGGAACUUCUGGUCUGAAACUGCCCCCAGACCUACCCUGCACCCCCUUGGCCCCCCAGCAGAUGUGGGUCUUCAGACUUCAUCACCCCCGCACUUCGAAAUGCACAGAAAUGUGGGUUUCCCAUCAGCGAAGCCCUUUUUACAGAUAACCUUGGGGAGGGCGCUCUGUGAUCACACAGAACUCGGGAGGAACCGCGCGGAGCCGGCGGUGCAGAGGGCCUUCUGCCGCCCCACCGCAUGUUGGGCCCACAGGGCAGAGUGACCUGCCUCCGUCCUUCUGGUGGCUCCUCCGCAGCUGCACACCUGGCCUCCACCCCCCACAGGUCCUCCUUCCCGCCCGCCCCGGGCCACAUCCUCAGGAGCAGAGUGCCAGAACAUGGGAGGUGACAGACUACAGGUGGGGGUGGGGGGUGCUCAGAGGGAGGUGCGGGCUGGGCACCGCCCACAUCCAGCUGGGGACCGAGGGGGAGAGGACGCCGGCCAUGGGGCCCCUCAGGCAGAGCCCUGGCAGGGGACUGAUUGGUCCCUGGUAGGGAGUGAGCUCCCUGCCACCAGAGGUACGCAAGCAGAGGUGCUGGGCUUCCUGGUGGGGCUACUUUCCAGGGUCCCAGGCAGGUGCUGGCCAGCAGCAGGAGGAGGCUCUCGGGCGGGCGGUGCCCGCUGAGCCGUGGCCGCUUUGCGCAGCCUGCUGCAGCGGCGCCGCCGCCUCCUAAAACGUGGUAAUUAAAAUCCUCUCUGCGCACCGCCGUAAAUCUGGGCGGCACAGCUUUCUUGUAAAAACGACACUGCGAGAUGUUUCCAGAUGCAGGUCUCAUCCGCAUCACACUCGGACAGCCCCAGACACGCGGCCUCGGCUCCCUGCUGGCGCCGCUGCGGCUUCUGGGGGUGGGGGAGCACCUCACGCAGCCCCCGGCCCCCCGUCCUUCCCGGACGCUGGCAUUGCCACCUCUGCCGGGCGCCCCCCUCCUGGGAGCCUGGUCAUGGGCCUCGGGCUGCCACCCCGCCCUGGCCACCCCCACUGACUGCUGACCUGCUCAGAGCUCCCCGCCCAGCGCCGGGCCCCCCCGGGACUUGGGAGCAAGACGGCCCUCAGAUGGGGGUUUUGGGGGGUCACACCCACUGGUCUUGUCCUGCGGUGGGCACGGGGUACAUGUCCUGUCUACUCUGCUGGGAAUUGAUGGUGCGGCUCAUCCUGCCCUUGUGGGGACGCUGACAGCUGCCAUCCAGUGUCACCAGGAAGGGUAGGGUGUGACUGUCCCCCAUAACGCCCGUGGUGACGGUGGUCCCUCUCCUUGGGACAGGCGCUGCCGGGCCUGAGCUCCCAGCAGCCCUCUGAGUGGGACAGUGAGGAAACUGAGGCUGGGCUAGGUUACAGCUGCCUCCAGGGGCAGAGUGCACCAUGCAGGGUCAGGGCAAUCUGGGAGGUCACGGCUGGAUCCCCUCCCCUGCUCCUGUGUCCCCUGGCUCGGUGCUGCGAAGGCCUGUGCUGAAGGUUCCCUCCCCAGGUGCAGGGGGGGCAGGGAGGGGCUGGGAGGGGGUGAGAAGUCCACAAGCUCUGUCCAUGCACCCCUCCCCCACCGACAGGCCUCCCCUCUGCACCCUGAAACCUGUCCUUAAACACAGCUUUGUUUACAUAAAAUAAUUCAUGUACCAUGAAGUUCACAUACCUCACAGUCACCCGCUGAAGGUGCAGCUCGACAGUGCUCAGCAGGUUCACAGGCAGACGCCUCCGUCACCAGCUCACGCCGGUCCUUGCCGUCCCCUUGAAAAGAGCCCCCCGCACCCCGGUCCCCCACGCCCCGUGCCCAGCCCUGCACCCCGGCCGCUGCGCCCCCACGGACCUGCCCCCACUGGGCUUCCGCGGCCUCUUCAGUUCGAGCGGCUGCAGCCUCCUGUCUGUGGCGGCCACAUGACCCUCCUGGCGUGGGCGCUGGGCCAGCUGUGCAGCCCUGCUCAGGGACACGCAAUGGAUGCUCAGCGUUGUGAUAGGGACAGUUGUGUGGUGGCCCGUGCAUGUGUGUGCAUGUGCACGGGUUACGUGUACACGUGUGUGUGCCUUCCUCCCGGGGACCCCAGGUGGGGCCACUGCGGCGUGGGUCUCCUUCGGCUCCUCCUCUGGGGACGCGCCCCCUGCCGUGCGCCCAGGGGCCAGGCUCACGGGGGGUCCCAGCCAAGAGCCACGUCUGGGGCCACAUGUUCCCCUUCUGUCCCUUUGUGUUCUCGCCUGGGGAGCAGGCACGGGCCUCUCAAGUGGAUUGAAAAAGCGCUAAGUUUAAUGCGUUACAGGAAUGUAAUUGUAUUUUUAUUGCUCAUUACGUUUCGAGUUAAUUACAUAGCAACCAGGCUUGCGCUUCACCGCAUCUCAGCCGAGUCAGGUGCUGCCUCUGGUGCAGUGACUUCCGACCCCGGCUCAGGCUCCGCCCGCAGCAGCGUCUGGAACACCCGCUCUGGUCCCCAAGGCGUCCUCGUCUCGUCAGGACGGGUCCCCCAUCUGGGCGGGGGGCGGGCAGUGCCAGGGGCUCCACCUGCCGUGUCGUUCCAGAAGCUUCUGCCAGCUUUGCCCCUGCCCAGACUCCCCUGCCAGGCCCUGACGUGGGGUCUCUCCCUGAUGGGACCGCCAGGGCCGACCAGGCCAGGUGACCGGGCCAGCUGGGCUCAGCUCCACUACCUGCGGGAAAACAGGUGGGGCAGGCAGUGGGGGGGCGUUCAGGCAGCAGCGGGCACACGCCCCAGAGCUCCGUGCUGAGGGCCCCCCACCCGUGUAAUUGUUGGGACCCUCCAGCCACUGGGACCACGUGCCUUUCCGUGCGUGGGGCUGCCUCCGGAGCCCCUCCUUGGAGAGAGAUGUGACGGGAAAUCCUGCCGAAUUUAUCCUGGGGCACGGAUCGGAAAAACAGGCCAAGCGCGUUUCCAAGGGUGCUGCUCUGCUGUGCGAGUGUGCAUGAGUGUGAGUGCACGGGCGACUGUGUGUGCUUCCAGGGAGGAAGUACCCCCAGAGACGCCGCCGUGUGCCCGUGGGGGUCCCCCGGGCCCUCCCCAACCUCCGCACUGUGCUCGGUGCAGACCAGCUGUGCUGACCCGGCAGAACCCCUGGGACCUGCAGGGGCUGAGCCUCGCUCGGAGCCUGGCCCGCGGGGCCCCCUGGGGCACGUCACGGAAUCGGCACCAGCUGCUGGGCUAGAACCUUCCAGAACUCGGGCCCCGGGUCUCUUCAUCCUCCUUCGUGGGUGGCAGCCUCGGCGGCCAUGCCCCACGGGGAGGGUGGCGGGCGCAGCACCUGGGCCCAGCACUGCAGAGGGUCUGCGUAGAGAUGCAGUCUCCUGUGUGGAGACUCCCAUGGCCUCAAGCCUGAGGCCAGUGUGUCCGAAGCGGCUUCACGCCGAAAACAGUGCCGUCUCGUGGCUCGGUCACCCUGUCACGAGGCCGGGUUUGCUUUGCCCACACACCAGGCUCCCCAGCGCCCCCAGAGCCAUCUCAGCCCCAGUUGCUCCUUGUUUAAACUCCUCAAAUGUCCUUGAAGGGACAAGGAGCCUCUCCAAACACGAGCUGGACACCAUUCCCACACCAUAAACUACAAACAAUGUCCCCUGCCGUCCCGGACCCGAUGCCCCGACCGCCCACCCCUGGGCUCCGCUGGACCAGGAGAAGCCCCAGCAUCUGGCUGAGGUGUUGACGGCCAUUUCCACGGCUUUCUCAUCGGGUGUCGGUGUGUGGGAGAAAGGCGGAGCCUUGGCCUGCAGAGUUUGCCCGUUGGGCCAGAAAGUGCCGUCUGCCCUGUUCUGCUGCC
Molecule: messenger RNA, 5699 nt
Organism: Artibeus jamaicensis (Jamaican fruit-eating bat)
Lineage: Eukaryota; Metazoa; Chordata; Mammalia; Chiroptera; Phyllostomidae
Exons: 2
Coding region: 3558-4658 (366 amino acids)
Source: RefSeq, a predicted model, not a curated record